GGCGGCGGCGACGCGCAGCUUAGCCGCGCCCAUGGCGAGCGGCGGCGGCGGCGGCAGGUAGGGUCGGGCGGGGCGGGGGCCCGCUCCCCCGGCCAUGGCUCAGACAGAGCCCCCGAAGGCGGUGCAGCUGUGGCGCGACGCCGCCCUGCGCGCACGGAAGCUGCGGGGCGGCCCCGGCGAGCCCGAGCCCGAGGCGGACGCGGGGCCGCCGGGGGGGCCGCCGCCGCCCCCCGGUGCCGCCGCUCCUCGCCGCCCGUCCCUGGCGGCGGCGGCGCUGGGGGAGCUGGAGGCGCUGAACCUGAGCGGGCGGGAGCUGGAGGAGCUGCCCGAGGAGGUGGGUGCCGCCCUGAGCGGGCUGCGGGUGCUCAGCCUGCGGCGCAACCGGCUGGGCCGCCUGCCCGCCGCCGCCCUCCGCCACCUGGGCCGCCUGGCCGAGCUCGACCUCAGCCACAACCGGCUGCGGGGCCUGGGGGACGGCGGGGCGCUGGCGGGGCUGCGGGGCCUGCGCAAACUCAGCCUCAGCCACAACGAGCUGGGCGCCGAGGGCCCGGGGCUGCCCCCCCGCCUCGCCGAGCUGGGCUGCCUCGAGGAGCUCGACCUCAGCUUCAACCGUCUGCGCCGCCUGCCCGAGGGCCUGGGCCGUCUGCGGCACCUCCGCACCCUCGACGUCGACCACAACCUGCUGCCCUCCUUCCCUGCCCCGGUGCUGGAGCUGGCUGCCCUGGAGGAGCUCGACUGUUCCGGCAACCGCCACCUCGGGGCCCUGCCCGAGGGCAUUGCUGCUCUCCGCCGCCUCAAGAUCCUCUGGCUCAGCGGCACCGGGCUGGCAUCCCUUCCCGAGGGUCUGUGCCAGCUGAGUGCCCUCGAGAGCCUCAUGCUGGACAGCAACCGGCUGCAGGCGCUGCCCGCUGGUUUCGGCAGACUACAGCGGCUCAAGAUGCUGAACCUCUCAUCCAAUCUGCUGGGGGAGUUCCCCUCUGCCAUCUUGGCACUGCCCAGUCUGGAGGAGCUCUACCUGAGCCGCAACCAGCUCACUGUGCUGCCACCUCACCUCUGUCAGCUCCACCAGCUCCGCACUCUCUGGCUGGACAACAACCGCAUCCGCUACCUGCCUGACUCCAUUGUGCUCCUCCACAGCCUAGAGGAGCUGGUCCUGCAAGGCAACCAGAUCGCCAUCCUGCCCGAGGGCUUCGGGCAGCUUUCCCGUGUCACCCUAUGGAAGAUCAAAGAUAACCCUCUCAUCCAGCCCCCCUAUGAGGUGUGCAUGAAAGGCAUCCCCUACAUCGCAGCUUACCAGCAGGAGCUGGCCCACUCUCAGCCUGCCCUCAAACCUCGCCUCAAACUAGUCCUCAUGGGCUUAAAAAAUGCAGGAAAGACUCUGCUGAGACGGUGCCUCAUGGAGGAAAAUGAGCAGAGAGAGGAAAGCCUGGAGGCAGGCAACACCCAGCACAGAGGGUUUCCUGGGCAACAGCAGGACAUUGGGAGGGUGGCAGUUGGGUGUUGUCCCUUUCCAGAGCCUCAAGACAAUUCCUCAACUCGGGUACCUGUCAUGCAGCAGGUAGAACAUCUCCCUGUUGAGCGGCAGGACAUCCCUUCUCAUGUUUUGCCCUCUCACCGAGAAAACGGGGACGCAACAUCCCCUGCACCGUCACUGCCACCCAAUGCGCCCCGAAUACCACUGGGACUAGGACUAUCAGGAAGCAGUAAGGGCAUCGAGGUGAUGGACUGGACAGCAGAUGCAGAGAGGGGCCUGACAUUCAUUGUAUAUGAGCUGGCAGGGGAUCCAAGCUAUGAUGUGAUCCAGUCUUUUUUCCUCUCCCCUGGAGCCUUGUACGUGCUGGUGGUGAAUUUGAGUGCCUACGUCCCUCAGCACUUCUACCCCUCUGUGGGCUAUUUCUUACACUGGCUCAGUUCCAAGGUGCCCCAUGCCGUAGUGUGCAUGGUGGGAACCCAUGCUGACCUCUGUGCAGAGCGGGAGUUGGAAGAGAAGUGCCUGGACAUCCAUCACCAGAUCGCUCAGCAGGAGAAGAGGGAUGCUGAGGGACUACAGAGCUUAGUCCAGCAGGUGGAUGAGGCUCUGGGACAGGACUUCGACCUGCGCUGCUCCAGCCCGCAUGCUGCCUUUUACAGGGUCUCAGACAAGAACUUGCGGCGAAAGAAAGCCCAGUUUCAGUAUCUUCUCAACCACCGCCCGCAGAUCCUGUCUCCAGUGCUGCCUUUCAGCUGCCAGGACCGUUGCCAGGUGCGUCGCCUGCGGGACAAGCUCCUCUCUGUGGCUGAGCACCGGGAUAUCUUCCCAAACCUGCACCGGGUGUUGCCCAAGUCCUGGCAAGUGCUGGAGGAGCUGCACUUCCAGCCUCAAGCACAGCAGUUGUGGCUUAGCUGGUGGGACUCUGCCCGGCUGGGCUUGCAGGCAGGUCUGACAGAGGAUCGGCUGCAGAGUGCCCUGUCCUACCUGCAUGAGAGUGGAAAGCUGCUCUACUUUGAGGAGCAUCUCACCUUGCGGGAGUAUGUGUUCCACAAUCUGCCGCGGCUCAUAGACAUCCUCAAUGUCUUUUGCCAGCGGGAUGCCACUGUGCUGCUCCAGAAACUGCUCAGUGACACCCAGAUUGACGAACUGAGGACCACUCAGCUCCAUCAUUACGUGGAGGGCUUUUUGCUGCAUGGCCUCCUUCCUGCCCAUGUUAUCCGUCUCCUUCUUAAGCCCCACGUCCAGAGUCGGGAGGAUCUGCAGCUCAUUCUGGAGCUUCUGGAGAAGAUGGGGCUGUGUUACUGUGUCAACAAACCCAAAUGCAAGCCCUUAAAUGGGGCGGCUGUUUGGUACAAGUUUCCCUGCUACGUGAAAAACGAGGUGCCCCAUGCAGAGGCAUGGAUCAACAGCACCAAUCCGAGCGGACAGUCCUUUGUGGUUGAGCAGCUGCAGAUUGAAUAUAGCUUUCCAUUCAUUUUCCCACCCGGCUUGUUUGCACGCUACAGUGUCCAGAUUAACCGCCACGUGGUUCAGCGGUCAGAUGGCAAGUACCAGAUUUAUGCCUACCGGGGAAAGGUGCCUGUGGUGGUGAGUUACCGGCCUGCCAGGGGAGCUCUGCAGCCAGACACUCUGUCUAUCGCUAGUCACGCGUCCCUACCAAAUAUCUGGACAGCUUGGCAAGCUAUUAUGCCUUUAGUGGAAGAACUGAAUGUCCUGCUCCAGGAAUGGCCGGGCCUGUACUACACUGUGCAUGUCCUUUGUUCAAAGUGCCUUAAAAGAGGGUCACCCAACCCACACAGUUUUCCAGGAGAACUGCUGAGUCAGCCGAGACCAGAGGGACUGACGGAGAUCAUCUGUCCCAAGAACGGCAGCGAGCGAGUUAAUGUUGCCUUGGUUUACCCCCCCACUCCUACUGUGAUCAGCCCUUGUUCCAAGUGAGACCAGAAAGCAGACCUAUUCCCCUAUAAACCGUCAGUGCUGGUGCCAAAGGUUUUCCAUCGGGCAGAACAUGGUUGAUGCUCUGCAGUGCUCCCAUCUGUCCAGUUGUGGAGUUGAUGCUGACGGGGAUCAAUGGGACUUUGGACUUUGGACCCUGAAAGAAAUGCUGUGGGGCAGGGGCAGCUCCCAGGUGGGGGCCUCAUGGCUGGAGUGGAUGAAGUCAUCAUCUGGAGGUUGGGGAUGACAAGGCAUGAAGGAAAAUGCUUGCUGCAGAUGGCAGGGCCGCUGGCCGGAGGGAAAACACUGGGGAUAGGUUUCUGUGGACCCAUUGAUCGUGUGUUGAAAACCCAUUUGGAUCUCAUGAUGAAUGUAAAAAUGUUCUUGGUAUACCAUUUAAUUCAGACCUGCUUGGAGGAAAGUCUCUUGAAAUGAGCUGUAGCGGUAUUCCCUGGAUUUGUUCCUGGACAAGUGAGUUUUGUGGCAGUUGGCCAAAGCUUUGCUGGGGAGUGGGUUGGUACUGUGAAGCCUUUAAAAUUGCUCCACCACAAAAAAAUCGGCUGUGUCCCAUUCAGCAAUCUUGAGUGCAGACUGGCAGAGAAGCAGUCUGGGAAAUGUUUCCUGCGCUGUGUGUUCACAUAUGUUGUGCCAUGAAGUGGUGAGGAUGUGCAGUGAUCAUGCAGGGACAAAAGCAGGGCAGUCAGUGUGCCUCUGGCACAUGCUAUUUAUUAUCCCUAGUGUUACCGAUAUCUCUGAACAGCUGCUGGUCUGCCAUGUCUGGGUGCUCUGGUACUGCCAUUGUGGUACUCUGUGCAUUGUGUCCACUGGAGCACUAAAAAUCUAGAUCUUGGUCGUCCUCCAUGGAAAGCCACAGGCAUCUUUGUGCAGAGAUCUGGUGAAGCAGUGUGUGGCUGUGUGAUCCCAAUCCCCUUGGGCUCACCUUGGCACCUAUGCUUCAUGAGCAGCCAUCUUCCCUCUCCAGAUGUGGGAAAGGGCAGGCUGAGCACUGGUACCAAAGUUCUGGUUUCUCCCUCAGCUGUGUGGCUUUGAGGACUUCUAGGAUGUUGCUGGUAGUUUGUGCCCUGCAGCUGAGCCCUGGUAACUGUGCUGAGUCCUGCUCCAUGCAAAUAUUUAUUUAAUGUAAAUCAAUAGGAGGCGAGCAUUUCCGGAGCCAGAUCUCUUCAUCAGAUGGUGGGGGAGGUCUGAGAGAUGAGGGAUUUAAAACACUUGUGUUAAUGUACAGCUCUUAAUUUUUGGGCUGUGAUGGCAGACCUGGGAUGGGUGAUACAGGUCAGCAGGCAGUGUCCACCAGGAUGUGAUCUGGCCAGGCCUGCAACCACUGCAAAAGAGUGAUGUGUCCUGUUGGGACCUGCUGCAGUUGCACAGAUUAUAUUCCCUGGUUUCUGAUCCUUCAAAUGCCAGCCUUAUGUGCAAGGCUGUAAAUCUUCCCAUUGGCAAGAACUUAAUGCUGGGACAGCAGGGCAGAAUCCACUCCAGCAGGAGAUCCAGAGGCCAGGUAGAAGAAAUCAAGCCAUAUACCUUACUUUAGGGGGAAAAGCUGCCAAAUAAAAGCUGGCGGCUCAGUCAGCUUCCUGUCUCUUCAGGGUAUUGUUCCAGCUUGGGCGGGUAGCUUGGGCUCAGAUUUCAUGUGUUGACCUGCUAUCUCUGGCAAUGAACCUUCUUAUGUCAGUGAGAAUCAUUAAUUGAUUGUGCUUCCAUGUUGCUGUGGAUAAACUGGAGACUCAAAAUUGUCUGUGGUGGCUGGAGAAGGUGAAAGGGAGGUGAGAUCUUUGAAUGGUGCUCAGGAAUAGUGCUAGGAAACUCCCUUGUCCCGAGUCUUGCUGCCCAUGAGACAUGCCUGGUGCAGGCAGAACUUGUGUUAGAGCAUUCCCUACUGUCACCUCCCAUGCUGGGCGGCCUUCUCCUCCUGUUGUGCUGCUACUCACCUCUCUUUCCGUUCUCCAUAGGAAGAAACUAGCGAUUUGUUGCUGUGAAGUUGCGUGGAAACCACAUUGUAAAGAAACCACAAACUGGAAUCCUUUUCCAGCCGGAUGCCUGUUUCCCGUGUGCCCAUCUGGUCUGGGAUGUGUGAGCGUUGAAGGAGUGAGAGGACAGAGCAGACAUCUUACAGCCUGCUCCUUGGGACCGCAGCCCUCCUGCCAGGGUGUGCCACCUCUGUGGGAGCAUUCCCUGGCCUUUGCAGGCACGCAGGCUGCUGCUGCUGUGCACUGAAGCCGUAAUGCCGGGAGUGUGGCAGUGUGGAGAUCAAUCUAGUUGGGUCUAUUUAAUACGACACAGUGAUUGCUCAUCCACCCACUGUUUAGUAACUGGUGUAACUGUUUUCAUCCAAAUUUUUUUAAUAUGCAAAAGCCAUUUAAUUUUCUAUGCAGUUCAGAAACAUCCUGCCUUUGCAGUUGCCAGGUGGGAGAUCCAUGCAGGAGAACCAAACCAAGCAGCUCAUAGUACUUUUGAUUUUGCUGUCACUGUCUUUUGAGGAUGCACCCUUGGAUCCUCAUACAGUGUCCCUUUGCUGAGCUCCUGCCUCAGACCCCACAUAAUAUCCCUCAGCCCCAGGGAUGAGGGCCCUGUAUUUUUGAAGGAUCUGUCAUUUUUCAUGAAUCAAGCCACAAGGAAAGAGGGCUUGAAUGCAUUGCCCUAAGAGCAGAUAUCUGAGUUCAGAGUAUGUAUUGUGUUCCAGUUCUUAUCCCUGCUUAGCCCUGUAUUUUUGAAGUAUCUGUUAUUUUUCAUGAAUCAAGCCACAAGGAAAGAGGGCUUGAAUGCAUUGCCCUAAGAGCAGAUACCGAAGUUCAGAGUAUGUAUUGUGUUCCAGUUCUUAUCCCUGCUCAGGGAGUUACCACACUGUUAGAAAUAACUAAGGCCUCUGUGGACCACUGUGCAGCCUUUACUGAAGAUGUAUUAUAAAGAGGUCAGAAAGGAUUGGGGCAUCAGCUGUCUACCUGUGGAGCUGACAAUGAAUUUAGCUUCUUUGGAAUAGGAGGAGAAUCUCCUGGCAAUCUCCUAGAUGCCUACUUCACCCAUGAUGAUUGUACUGGUUUUGCUUAUUGGUUUGCAAUCCCUUGCUUGACCGGUUUUUGAUUUCCUGCCGAAACUGGUUCAGACAGAUUUGGAAGCAGAGCUAGUGAGCUGCUUUUGCGCUCCAGGACUUUCAGCAGCUGGAAGAUGUCUGGAGUACCUUGUGUUACACUCUGAAGCAAAACCUGGGAUUCAAAACUGCAUCCGUCCAAGUCAAACUCCCAGGAUAGCAGCCUUGCCUUCUUCUGGGUCUGUGUAAUGUGAGGAAUUGCAUGUCCCUAAGCAACAUACAAAUAGGUAGAGAUGAGAGAGAGUGAGCCCAAAUGGUGAUGCUGCACACCUAGGUCAUUUUAGGGCUUACAGGAGUACUGGGAGACUUUUGGCAGCUGCAGAGGGUCCUGGGUGAUGGGACACCUCUGUUUUAACUUUGCUAUAAGCAAAAACGUCUGAAAAGUAAGAUUGUUUCCAGUCUGCCACAAGGCCAGGAUCCUUGGUCUAGUCUCCUUUCAUGGCAGUGCUGUUCUUUCUGCAUUGUCUCUGCUCUGAGCUUGGGGGAUUCAGCUUUAGAAAAUUAAACUGAAAUAGAGGCUAGUUUGGGAUUUACCCUGCCUUAUAGUCUCUCAGAUCAGAUGAAAGAGACUAGGGGCUGCAGAAACAUGGGUCAUCUCCCUUGCAGCAUCCCCCAUGCCACAGUUUCAUGAUGGCUCUAAAAACUCAGUAGUGUAUUUGGAUGCUGCUUUCCCAGGAACUCCAGAUGUGCUUGGUUGUACUGUAGCACUGGAACUUAAAUGGGAUCCCUGUUCUUUUUCCCAUUGUACCUCUGAGGCAGCUAAAGUUUGUCCAAGCAGUUGAGGCUCCUCACUGUGAGGAGUGAGAUACAGCUGUGUCAAAGGGAACUGCAGAUGUUACUUAGGAGCUCACUAAGUGAGAUGAAAAUCCACUGGCUCACUCCUGCAGAGCCAGAUCCUGGAGCUCAGUUCCUCUCAUGCCCUUUGGAUGGGAUCUUGAGCUGUCAUUCCUUGGAACAGCUGUGCCGGGAGGUGGAGAUGCUGCACUGCAGUAAGCACAAGAAGAGGCAAGCAAGUGGGCCUCAGUGUAGCACUCAUCACACGCUUCAUGGCUCAGUUCAUGGACUGUAACUGCAGGUAUUCAUAUAAUCUACGUCACUGGGCAGGACUCUGCACACACACACAUGCAUGCCCAGACAUAUGCGCACCACACCUCCACUUGCCCACACGUCCUCGCCAAAAUGACUGAAAAUAAAAGUGAUCUCAAUCUCCA
Messenger RNA from Taeniopygia guttata (zebra finch), 7720 nucleotides. RefSeq names its product multifunctional ROCO family signaling regulator 1 (gene MFHAS1). Lineage: Eukaryota; Metazoa; Chordata; Aves; Passeriformes; Estrildidae. Gene Ontology annotation, cellular component: cytoplasm. The record is from RefSeq and is a predicted model, not a curated record. Gene Ontology annotation, molecular function: protein binding.